Pocillopora damicornis (cauliflower coral) is the source of this 1169-nucleotide messenger RNA. Its product is annotated as ferroptosis suppressor protein 1. The record is from RefSeq and is a predicted model, not a curated record. Lineage: Eukaryota; Metazoa; Cnidaria; Anthozoa; Scleractinia; Pocilloporidae. Gene Ontology annotation, cellular component: cytoplasm. Gene Ontology annotation, molecular function: flavin adenine dinucleotide binding; electron-transferring-flavoprotein dehydrogenase activity.
UGCUUCAACACAGGGUUUGCCAAAAAGUGUUUCAUUCCCUACGGACCAACAUUUGGCAAAAGCUUCAAGCAAGGGAAAGUCGUUGAUAUUGAUCUAUCCAUGAAGACGAUAAUGCUGGAAACUGGAGAGAAAAUUGCUUAUGAUGACCUCGUACUUGCAACUGGCACUGGUGGCCCAUUUCCUGCGAAAAUUGCUUUGGAUACAAACAAGGACAAAGCCAUUCAGCGUUACGAGAAGUAUACCAAGCUAGUAAAAGACGCCAUGAAGAUCGGGGUUGUAGGUGGGGGAGCUGUUGGAGUGGAAAUAGCUGGAGACAUCAUGGAGGAUUACAAAGACAAGGCCGAUGUGUAUCUCAUACAUCCCAGGGAAAAUCUAGUCAAUGAUGAAGUUAACGAGACCUUUCAGUCCACGAUCAAGGCAAAGCUUGAAAGUUUAGGGGUCACCAUGUUUCUUGGGGAGCGAGUGAUGAAUAUGGACGAAGUAAAAGAAAAGGGAUAUCAAAACGUCAUGCUAGUCACCGAUAAAGGGAGGCAAAUGAAAGUAGACCUGGUCAUUCCUUGCACUGGUCUAAAAGUGAACACCGAAGCUUACAGGAAAAGUCUAGGAGAUAAAAUGAAUCGACUUGGUCGUCUAAAUGUCGAUGACUUUCUCCAAGUGAAAGAUGUUCCGGAUGUGUACGCGAUCGGGGACUGUAACGAUGUUCCAGAGAUCAAGCUGGCGUAUGGAGCUGAGACACAAGGAAAGUACAUUGCUGACAACCUAAAGCUCAAACAUGAGGGGAAAGCGAUGAAACCUUACAACGUUAACAAGAGUGUAUUCAUGGUGCUGUGCUGCGGACGAUCAGGGGGUGCCGCCCAAGUGUGGAGGGGCUGGGUGUUUGGAGAUUGGUUUGCGUCAAAGAUCAAAGGUCAAAGCGUGUUCACUCCGAUGCAAUGGAAAAAUAUGGGGCAGAAAAUGCCUGAAGAUUAAAUUUUCAUUUUCGUUUGGCCAUGGUUGAAACUCUUAAUAGAUAUAGACUCUCAUUUGAUGACACGUCUUCUUGCAGUAAUUAUUCACUGCUAAGAUAUUUUUGUGGUUGUGUUACACAGUCUCGUCAGUAAAAAUAAAGGUUUUCACAAAAAGCACUUGUAGUUUUUUCUUAUGUUACAAAAUAAAGUAUGUAUGUGUUA